UAUUUAUUUAUUAUGUAUACAAUAUUCUGUCUGUGUGUAUGUCUGUAGACCAGAAGAGGGCACCAGACCCCAUUACAGAAGGUUGUGAGCCACCAUGUGGUUGCCAGGAAUUGAACUCAGGACCUUUGGAAGAGCAGGCAAUGCUCUUAACCACUGAGCCAUCUCUCCAGCCCCUAUUUUUUAUUUUAUUUUAUUUUAUUGCACCCUAGACACUGCCUAGGAGUGGCACUGAGCACAGUGAACUGGGCCUUUCUACAUCAAUCAGCAAACAAACCACAGGCUUGCCCACAGGCCAAUCUAGUUGGGGGCAUUUUCUCAAUUGAGAUUUUAUAUUUCUAUAUGAUUCUCAAGUUGGCGUCAAACUAGCUAGCACACAGUCUUCAUGGCAGGUCUACCCAUCACAUAUUUACCCUCUUACCUCUAGCGGGGCUGGCGUACCUCUAGCGGGGCUGGCGUCAUUCCUUUUGGCUCUCUGGCUUUUCCCUGGAGGAAGUCACUUGAUCCUGAGGCUGACCGAAUGAAGACUUACAUAUUUACAAACAUGGAUUGGACUUUCACUUUUCUCUUGUCCAGAAAAUGCUAGGGACAGGCUCAUGGGAAAUUAUUUGUGCAAGCGUAAGUAGCAUGGGACAUGUCCCUUUAAGAGAGGUUAUCAUGUCCUUUAACCAUCAGCAAGCUUUGAGAGACAUGAGGACUUGGGCUCCUAGAUAUAAAAGGGCUAUAUGGGGGAGGCUCCCGAAACGAUCUCCAUCAGAAAUAAACUUUCCAACGGUCAGUGGCUGACAUUUCAACCCAGAGGGCAGUGAGUUCAAGGUCAGUCAAAACCACGUGUGGAGAACCUGCUGAAAAACUGAGGACUGAGAUGUAGCUCAGUGGUAGAACCAUUGCCUAGCACUUGGGAGGCCUGGGUUCUGCAAACACAGAAAAAAAUACCAAAUGAAGGCUUCUUCGCAAUUUUCUUUAAUUUUGACUUAGCUUGGGUGGGAGGCGUCUGGAGGGAGUAUACAGUCUUCCUACUCAAAGUGUCAGAAGGUGGGUCCACUGGUAUCCCGCCUCACCUGGGGCUUACUCAGACUCAGUGACUGAGUUCUGCAGUGAACCAGAGACACUGGAGACGAUGGAUGUACAAUAAAGUCUGAGUGCUCAGGUUGGAAAUGUAAACACCAGCAUUCUCUUUAAAGGUCUGCAUUUGACUUAAGAGCUUUCUGGUACUCCUGAUAUUCUUUGAUGGCUAUCUCAAAUAAGUUCAUUAUUAAGAACUAUUGUGUGUAUCUAGAAUGUUUAAGCAAAGAAGAGAAAAAUCAAAAGAAUAAAGGAGAGAGCCAGAGGGUGAGCAUUUGGGAAGAGGAAGGACUGAGCACAGGCAAUGGACACAGGAGUGAAAGAGGAUGGGACAAAGCUGUUUUUCUAGUCCUGACUCUGUCAUAGACUUUUUUGUUUUCUUGGCAGAUAAGUGUAUAGAAAUAUAUUCCAUGCUGUAAGUAUAACAUCUAAUGUGAAGCUCACAGCUUCGGAAAGGGCAUUCUAACAUUGUAUCUUUGGGGCUGGUUAAUUUCAGUGUGUGAAAUUUUAUUUGCCAGUUUAUUAAAAAAAAAAGAUUGUGUUGAUUGUAUAGCUUAUAAAUUGGGGUUUCAUUUUCUCUUCUUCCCUUCUUCUUCUUCUUCUUCUUCUUCUUCUUCUUCUUCUUCUUCUUCUUCUUCUUCUUCUUCUCCUUCUCCUUCUUCUUCUUUUUUUUUUGUUGUUUGUUUUUUAAGACAGGGUUUCUCAGUGUAGUUCGGGCUGUACUGGAACUUGCUUUGUAGAUCAGGCUGGCUUUGAACUCCGAUUCUGCCACCUGCCUCUGCCUCUUGAGUGCCGUAAUUAAGAGCAUUUGGGUUUCGAUUUUCUACUGCAACCAGCUGUUUCAAAGCAUGGAGAAGUAUGUAAUGUACAAAAAAAUCACAUAAACAUUCUAUAAAUAACACGUCAGCCAAGAUGUAAAAUAAGUAAAUAAAUUUAUUUAAAGAAGAAAUUAAAGGGAGAUAUUUUCAAAGAGAAAUUUCUUCCGCUAUGAACAAUUGAAAAUUUUUUUAAUUGUAUUUUUUCUUUCUUCUAGCAAAGCAAUUUUCCCCCAUAGAAAUAGUUUUCUUUUUCAUAAGAUUUUGGAAUCAUAUGAAACUUCAAAACGUCUGAUCACCCAUUAUAUACCAUGACUUUGAGCUUGUGUAAAUCAAAACAUUUCAAGGUUUUCAGAGCUCACAUGACUUUCAGCUUCUGUCCAGAGGUCAGAAUUGUUGGUGAGGACGAUGGAGGGAAACUGUUUACUCCUGAGGAGUAUGAAGAGUACAAGAAAAAAGUCUUACCCAUGCGUUCACGGAACAGGUUAUUUGUGAGCUGGCGGUCACCAACAGGAAUGGACUGUAAACUGAUCGGCCCCGAGACACUGUGUUUUUGUACACAUAGGUACAAACAACAUAAAACUGACUUUGAAACAGUUCCACAGCAGCGCCCCAUUGAGCUGCCUUGCCGAGUGACUGGGUGCCAGUGCAAGGCUUACCACUAUGUUCCUCUGAAUGGUACCCAGCCUGUUCGCUGCAGGUGCAAGCACUUUGCUGACCAGCACAGUGCUGCACUUGGCUUCGCAUGCAAUUCCUGCUCCAAGUGUUCAGGCUUCCACAGCUGCUUCACUUGUGCCUGUGGCCAGCCGGCAUAUGCCCACGACACAGUGGUGGAAACACGGCAAGAAAGGUUGGCUCAGGGCAAACCAGUAGGACGGGAUGUUCCUUAUGCGGCAAUGGGAGGUUUAACUGGUUUCAGCUCAUUGGCAGAAGGCUACAUGCGCUUAGAUGACAGUGGCAUUGGUGCACCCUCAGUUGCAGUUUUGGACUCCCCAGUUUCAGCCAUGGACCACCCAUUCCUCAGAGCCUUGCAAAUGCCAUCUACUUCUGCUUCACAAACACUAACGGAUGGUAAUGAAGGUCCAAGCACUCAGAUUUCUUCCUUAAGGAAACCUGAAGAGGAUGAUAUGGCUUACUUUGAAAGGCGAUACCAGGAAAGGAUAAAAAUGGAAAAAUCUGCUAAGCAGAAAGGAAAAGCUCUGUUGCCACCAGGUACAAAACCUUCUUGAAGUCUGUUGGACAAGCCACCUUCUGGAUGCAUCUCUAUUUAUUAUCUCUCGAUCUGUGUACGUUCUUAUUGUAUAAAUAUGUCUUUUUGAAUUUUGUUUAUCUUCAUUGAAACAAGUGAAAUGAAAUUAUUUUUGUCAGAAUUCCUGACGUAGCACUUUCUAUGCUUUUUAAAUGUGGUCUACUAUGUAGCCCAGGCUGGUGCUGAAGUCACAGUACUCCCGCCACAGCACACGUAUGCUUUCUCUCUCUCAGCGAGUUAUAUAUGUUAUUUUCAUAUUAUUAGAACCCUGAAACUAGGUAAAUAUUUUUAGCUUAUUAUAUUUAACUUUUGUAGGCUACCUAUAAAAUUAAGGAUAUUAUUAAAGGUUUAAAAAAAAUAAA
Molecule: messenger RNA, 3488 nt
Organism: Alexandromys fortis (reed vole)
Lineage: Eukaryota; Metazoa; Chordata; Mammalia; Rodentia; Cricetidae
Gene: Fam221a
Product: family with sequence similarity 221 member A
Exons: 7
Coding region: 2189-3106 (305 amino acids)
Source: RefSeq, a predicted model, not a curated record